AACAACAUCAAAUUUCGCAAGUCCAGCAGCCUUUUGCCAAUUUGCCUCUCACUCUUUUUAGCGGGAAUUCAAAUUUUUUUAAUCCAGACGUUACAAACUCGUAACCGUAGAUACUUACAAAAACCCCUGUAUCUAUACACCUAUAUAUUCACCACUCACAAUCUUCAAUCUCACGACCAAAUUAAAAAAAAAAAUGGAAGACACAGUUAGUCAAAUUGUAUCAGACCUAGAAACCCAUUUGCUCAAUUCGCCCGAUUCUUCAACACCCAUUUCGGAAUCAACUCUCUUAGAGCUUCAGACCCUUCUGGAUUAUACUCUCAGAAGCAAAGAUCCGGUUGAUAUUGAGCAGUUUUUCGAUGAAUUGUCGGAAAAGAAGGUGGCUUUGUCGUGUUUGAUGGAUCCGAUUGUGGCUGCUAUGGAGUCCGGCCCGACCCAUUUGGCGAUUCUUGCUGCAAAGGUUUAUCUUUCUCUACUUUUGUCUCCUAAUGCUCCUGUGUUGACCCUUUUUACACCUUUGGGGUUUUAUGCUGUUAUGCGUUCAAUUAGAAAGUUUUUUAGGAGUUCGGGUCCGAGUACGGGUAAGAGUUCAGGUCAGGAUCCGGGUCAGAGUUCGGGUCGGGGUUUGACCCGGAAUAAAAGGGGGACUAGGGGUGGGGGGCGUGGGAAGGGUUCAAAAUUGAGGGUGGAGAUUUUGGAGGAAGAGGAAGGUGGGGGUGAUGGUGCCGAAGGUAGCGAAGGCCGGAAACUUGACGUGAGAAUGUUGUUUUGUGUGCUGGAUAGGUUGGAAAUGGUGCUUGGUUUGAUUCAUUUGGACAGGUUUCCGGAAUGUUUGAAGGCUUUGGUUCAGACUGUUGCAGAAGUUCCGGUGAUGGGGCUUGAGAAUUAUGGGAAUUCAAGUAGUUAUGAUAGGUUGUGUGGUUUGUGUACACAUAUUUUGUGUGAAUUGUUAAAGGCUGAUCAUGGGGAUCAGAAGAAUAGUGCAACCGAGGUUUUGAAAGCUUUGGUACCAGCAGUUCUUUUGCUCAAAUCACAAGUGCAUGGUUUCGGAAUGCAUUUUGUGAUUGAUAAAAUGAUGGGAAUGGCUAAGGAUUCGGAUGAGAUUAAGAAGGCAGUAGUAUAUUUUCCUAGGUAUUUGGUGUAUCAAGCUCCGGAGAAGUCUGAACCUAGGGCAGCUGCUGUGGAUUCUAUAGUUCAGAUUGUGGGAGCUAUGGAAUAUAUUGAUCAAGUUGAAUUUGCUGAUCACGUUAUUAAGAUGGCUGAUGGGAAGCAUCAUUUGAGGCUUUUAGCCGUGGAUCUAAUUUCUGUGAUGAUGACAUUGCUGAGAGAUCCGUUCGGGAUUGAUGCGGAGAAUAUGGUUGAAAAUUCUUGGGGAAUGAGGUGUUUGGAAGUUCUGAUUAGACGAUGUAUGGAUACAACUGUAGGAAUUCGAGCACGGGCGUUGACAAAUUUGGCCCGCUUGGUGGAAUUGUUUUCAAAAAAUGAGAGCAGUCGUGCCAUUUUAAAGAAAAUUUUGGCAUUUGACAAUAAAGAGCAUUUUAGGCAAGUAGGUCCAGUAAAUGAGCUUUUAAAGCAACGAUGUAGUGAUCAAAAAGCGGCAGUGAGGAAGGCAGCACUGCUCUUAACAUCCAAGCUGACAGGUCUCGUAGAUGGUGCUUUUGAUGGAGGAGUGCUAAAGACAAUGGGCAGGGCUUGUUCCGAUCCACUCGUUAGCAUCAGAAAAGCAGCUAUGUCAGCUCUAUCAGAGGUCUUCAGAACAUUAUGGGAAGACAAUGUUACAAAGGAGUGGUUGCAGUCAAUUCCUUGUUUGAUAUCAGAUAAUGAAUCCAGCAUUCAGGAAGAAUGUGAGAAUUUGUUUCUCGAAUUGGUAUUAGAUCGAGUUUCCAGAGCCGGAGCUACUAGUUCACCUCGUAGGUGCAAUUUUUAUGACUCAGAUGGCAGGAACAAAAUAAUAGAAAGGGAAGAGGAGUUAUUUCCCGAAGGAGUUUUGUGUUUACUAAGAGAGAUUUAUAAUGGGGAGGUAACACCUUGGGUGAAGAAGUUAUGUGAAAAUCUUGGGAAGAAAAAGCGUUUAAAACCCAAGGUUGCUAUAGCCCUUCAAAAUAUUAUAAAUACAUCUGAGUCUUUAUGGUUGAGUCGUUCCAUGCCAAUAGAAAAGUGGACAGCACCUGCCGGCACUUGGUUUCUCCUGUCUGAGGUGUCUGCAUUUCUUUCAAAAUCAGUGGACUGGGCAUUCUUACACCAUCACUGGAAGCUGCUAGAUAGGCAUGAAGAGGGAGGUCAAUUCAAAUGUUCCCUUGAACAAGAAGAACUAGAUGGAACAUUUGGCUUGGAAUCUAAUACUGUUGCCUGGGCUGGAGAUCGUGUGUUCCUAUUAAAAACGAUAUCUAAUGUUUCUGUUGAGCUUCCUCCUGAAAAUGCCUCAGAACUAGCUCUUAAUUUGCUCAAAAGAGUGAGGGAAUUCAACAUGCACUUAACAGAGGUCAAUGCCCAUUUACAUGCACUCAGAAAUUUGUGUAAACAAAAGGCAGGAAGUCCUGAGGAGGCUGAUUCCCUCGUUAGGAAAUGGGUGGUCGAGCUGCUCUCUAAUGCUUCCGAAAUUCUAGAAACAUACAUGUCAAAUGACUUGGCAGCAAACAACGAUACUACGCUUUUGACACCACCAACACAGAGUUCAGAGAGCCGGAGAGCUGGAACAACCCUGUCCAAACUAUCAUCGCAAGCAAUUUCUGCUGUUUAUACUAUUGGUUCAAUUGUUGUCAUCUUUCCUUCAGUCGAACUAAAAACUGUUAUUCCGGCGUUGCACAAAAUUAUCACUUCCAGACGCUCUGGCCCAAGGCUGUCAGGCUCGACAAAGGAUCCAGCACCUAGAUUGUACUUUCAAGCUUGGCUAGCAAUGGGCAAGAUCUGCCUUGCUGAUGAGAAACUUGCAAAGCGUUACAUUCCUUUAUUCGUGGAGGAACUUGAAAAGAGUGAUUCUGCAGCAAUUCGAAAUUGUAUCGUUGCUGUGUUGACGGAUUUUUGUGUACGGUAUACAGCUCUGGUUGACAGUUAUAUAUCAAACAUUACAAAAUGUCUUCGUGAUCCUUGUGAAGUUGUCCGAAGGCAGACUUUUAUACUACUCACCAGAUUAUUACAGAGGGAUUACGUGAAAUGUAGAGGAGUUAUUUUUCUUCGGUUUCUACUAACUCUUGUGGAUGAAUCUGAGAAAAUUAGGCAGCGAGCAGAUUUUCUCUUUGGGAAUAUCUUAAAAGCCAAGACUCCACUUUUACCUUAUAACAGCUUUGUGGAAGCCAUAUAUGUUCUGAAUGAUUGCAAUGUUCACUCUGGACAUAGCAUUUCUCAAAGGGAUCCAAGCAGACUGAACUCUAUUAGUGGAGACGAUGAGAAGUCAAGAUCUCAGAGAAUGCACAUAUAUACUUCAUUGCUGAAACAGAUGGCUCCAGAACAUCUCUUAGCUACAUUUGCGAAAGUAUGUGCAGAGAUUCUUGCAGCAGCUUCAGAUGGUACGCUCAAAGUGGAGAAUGCUGCUGAAUUGUCAGUUUUGCAGGAUGCUUUCACAAUUCUAUCAUGCAAAGAGAUUAAAUUACCAUCCAACCGUGGAACAUCAUCUGACUCUGCUGAAGUGGAUGAAGACGGCGGUGACAGUGGAGGAGCAACUGCAUCUGCUGGCAAAGGAAAACUUGUAACUCAAGCUGUCAAAAAGAAUCUAAUUCAGAAUUGCAUACCCAUCUUUGUUGAGUUGAAGCGAAUCCUACAGAGAAAGAAUAGUCCACUUAUCGGUCCUCUCAUGGAAUGCCUUCGAACCCUUCUAAAGGACUACAAGAGUGAGAUAGAUGAUCUUUUUGUUUCUGAUCAGCAGCUCCAGAGAGAGGUCAUGUAUGAUAUGCAGAAGUAUGAGGCAGGGAGAGCUAAAUCAAAUGCUACUGCUGAUGUUGCUACCAUGCAAAAGUCAGAAGCAUUCCGUUCACCAGGUGAUCCCAAGACGGUGAAUGGAAGCGCUAUCAGGAAAAAAUUAAAUGAGACUCAAGCAACAAUCACAAAAGCUGCUUCAGAGGUGGGGCAUGCAGUGGCUGAAGUCACAUCUCGAUCUGUACUCAAGGAAGUAAGUAAAGCUUCAUUGACACCACCAAUUGGUUCAUUGAGUGCGCCAAAGGUCAAGGCUUCUGUGAAAAAAUCAGCUAUAAUUGCAUCUGUGAGAAAGAAGCAUACUUUUGAUUCUGAUGAGGACAUAGAGGACAUAUGAGUUUAACAUCUGCAUUCCUGAAAGCUCCGAACAAACUCCUAAUGCUCCCUGGGCAAAUGCUGGUGUAGUUUUGAAGUUUGUUGUAGUUUGUUUGUAGUCUUUUCUUAUAGCAUUCAUAAUUGCAAUACAGCAGUUAGGAUUGAUUCAGGCUCACAUAGUAUCUUAUUCAAAGUAGCUGUAUAAAUUUGUCGGAGAGAUCAAUACAAUCUGUCUGUACAACUAAGUUAAAGAAUUUCGUAGUCAUACAGUUAGAAAUCAUUAUAUAUGCUUUUGCAUAUGAUUUUUGGUGA
This is a messenger RNA of Daucus carota subsp. sativus, 4533 nucleotides long. RefSeq lists its product as uncharacterized. NCBI's taxonomy places the organism in Eukaryota, Viridiplantae, Streptophyta, Magnoliopsida, Apiales, Apiaceae. Bases 194 to 4243 code for a protein of 1349 amino acids. Gene Ontology annotation, cellular component: condensin complex; condensed chromosome, centromeric region. The transcript is spliced from 9 exons. The record is from RefSeq and is a predicted model, not a curated record. Gene Ontology annotation, biological process: mitotic chromosome condensation; meiotic chromosome condensation. Gene Ontology annotation, molecular function: histone binding.